AGAGAGGAGGCAACAUCUUCGGUCUGGCAGGGUCAUCAAAGCAGUUCAGCUGAUAAGGAACAACUUUAUAGUCUUAGGUACAUUUCCACUUCCAAGCCUCAGAAGAUGUCUCAGGAAGUUGACUGGUUACACAGCCAAGCAGGUGUGUGUAAGGUCGAUCUCUAUAAUCCUGGAGGAGGAAAGGAUCAGGAACGCAAAGUGAUUUGUUUUGUCGAUGUUUCCAGCCUGAACAUUAAGCAAACAGAUGAUACGGAUAAAGAUGCUGCUGGCCAGUCUAAAAGCAGUGAAUCUGCCACAGGACUUGAUCUGGGGAAAAUGCAGGACAAAGAGGUCAUAGUAAUCAAGGACAGUGACACACCAGAACAGUCUAAGACAGAAGGAGCAGUUUGUCUGUUCAAACAAGGUUCAACCGAAGAGCUUAAUGUUGUGUCCUGGCUUUUUGAUGACCUGCAAAAAUAUGCAUGUGGAUUUCAGCAUGCACUGUCCCCUUCAACUGCCCCUCCUGCACAAAAGCCAUCAGCAGCGGACAAGAUGUCCCAGAAUAACAACAAUACAGCUUUCAAACCUUCGGAAGGUCAAAAAACACCAUCAGAUGAAGUAGCAUGCACUGUCCAAAAGCUGUGUGCUUUGGUUAUGCAAAUGGCAAGUAAAGAGAUCUCUGAAAAUUUGGAAGACGCCGCCAGCAAAUGUAUACGCCAGGCAAUUUAUGCUAGUAAAGAUGGGAAAGCUCUUAAUCCCUCUGGUUCGGUAAGUAAGGUUGCAUCCAAGAUGGUGAAUGAUGUUAUGGAAAAUGCUCAGGAUGCCAAUAAAGAUAAGAAAGAGGAGGGUAAAGGACUCCCCAAGAAAACAUCACUUUUUUAUGGUGAGUUAUGUUCCAACCAAAGCGAAUCAUGCCCAGAGGAAGAAGGAAGACCAACACAUGCCCACUUGAUACAUCCAAGAAAACAGAUGUCUUGCAAUGAUGGUACUAGUUCUUUCAACAAAGGGCUAAUGGUAUAUGCAAACAAAAAUGCUAAGGAUAUGACAUUUUCAUUUGUGAAUGCCACCAAGAUACACAAAAGGCCACCACUCCCAGCCUGUGUGAUUCUGAAGAGAGUGUUUCUCAAACACACAAAGGAUGUCAUAUCGGACUUAAUUGACUCUACCAUGAAAAAUCUGCAUAAUGUCACUGGAGUCCUCAUGACAGACUCCGAUUUUGUUACUAUGGUGAAGAAAAACCUCUUCAAUGCGGGAACCCAGAAGUCAACUGAGAUUUUAGAAGCAAUGGUAUUAAGAAUGUAUAACGCUUUGAUGUCGGAUACUAAGGACAGAGGGCAUAGUCUUGUAUACUCUUUAUUGAAAACAGGAUGUUCGUUAGACCCCAAUUCUCCAAAUAUGCACUUUGCAUCUUUGAAGGGUGGGGUCCAUAUGAGGGAAAAGGUAAGGCAAGAUGGACAGUCAUCAGCACAAAAAGUAGGUGAAACAAUAAUUAAGGAUGGAAUUAGCAUGUUGAGAUCAAGAGCAGGAGGCAAAGGUUCAGACAGGGGAUGUCAUGAUAAGAGGCCAGAAAAAAGUAACUCUACCACUGAGUUUCUAGCAAAAGACCUCAUUUUGACAGCUUUAAUGUUGAUACAACAACAUCUCUUAACUCAGUACAAAGAGCCUGUUUGUGAGUCAAAUACAUCUUCAUUUGGAUUUUAUGAAAAAGGAGGCAAACAUGGUUCUAAAUCUCAUAGUUUCAAUUCCAGGAGUGAUCCACAGCAGCAAGAAUACCAGAGGGGGGAAAUACAAAGUGCCCUUCUGUCAAUCAUCCAGAAGGUCCUACAAGAGGCUGGUUUCAAUGUAGAUGAGUGUGAAAUAAGCAAGAAUACCAAAUCAAACUCGUAUGAUGAUAGAUCUAGUAGAAAGCCUACAUCCAAACAGAAUAGUUCAGAUGUGGAUUGUGAGAAUAUGGAGCAGAUAAAUAAGAAAUUCAUUGAUCAGCUGAUGGAAUCUGUGAUGAAGCUCUGUAUGUACAUGACUAAAAGCCCUGAUUUUGUUGUUGAAGAUUACUCUGACGAGCAAGGCACGUACAUCACAGCAAGAAACAAAGGCAUGUCAACUCCAGAUUCAAUGUUAUCCCAGAAACCUCCACGAACUAAUAUUGGAAAACCGCUUGUGCCUGCUGGUUCUGAGGUGAUAGUAAACAACCAGAGCUCCAACACCAGCUCUCAAAACAGAGAACUCCAGGCUGUCCUCCAGUGGAUGGCUGCUUCUCAUUUCCAAGUGCCCAAUCUCACUUUCAUGAAUGAGAAUGAUGACGAGCUGAAGAAGCUUCCACAGCUGGCUGACAAAGCAGCCAAGAAAGGUGCAAGUGUAGGGGAUAUUUUGCAGGAGGUAAUGAAGUAUUUCGAGAAACAACAGGUUGACGCCGCUGUGGGAAAUAUGCCUCGUUGCGGAUUACUUGACUGGUUGCUUGCUAAUCUGUAGAUAAGUAACACCACCUCCCUCUCAUUGCUUCCACCCAGCAAAGUGCCAUCUUACUUGUAAGAUGGAACAACAAUACAGCUCAUUUUCCAGAGACAGCGGUUCCACAGGCUGACACACACAAGCUGGGUAAAAUCACCAAUAAAAAAAUACAAAUGUCAACUGUUA
Molecule: messenger RNA, 2613 nt
Organism: Pantherophis guttatus
Lineage: Eukaryota; Metazoa; Chordata; Lepidosauria; Squamata; Colubridae
Source: RefSeq, a predicted model, not a curated record